This is a messenger RNA of Aspergillus homomorphus CBS 101889, 1771 nucleotides long. Its product is annotated as putative GPI anchored protein. The transcript is spliced from 2 exons. Lineage: Eukaryota; Fungi; Ascomycota; Eurotiomycetes; Eurotiales; Aspergillaceae. The coding region runs from base 100 to 1392 and encodes 430 amino acids. The record is from RefSeq and is a predicted model, not a curated record.
CUUGUUCUUCAUGCAGCAAAGCACUUCACUUACACACUAGUUCUUACUCUUUGGAUUGUGUGGCUGACCCCCCGUCAUUCUGGUCGCAAUCCCAACUUCAUGCUGUUCGCUCCCCUCCUGGCCUGCGUUGUAGGGCCCUCCUUCGCCGGCUCUGUGGCCGCCAGCAAUGUUUCAACUUCCGACACCACGCCACUCGAUCAGAUCAUCCAACGCAAUGCGCUGAUUGAGUCAUACCUGGGACAUCGGCCCAUACGAGGGGUCAGGAAGAUGACCGAGGACGAAGGGGAGAAGUUCUAUCUGGAUUACUGGCAGUUUGACGACGACGACAACUACACAACCGGCAACAACUACUCGUUCAACACCUCCGAUGAGUUGAGUUCACCAGCCAGACGGUCGGAGAGCCUGCAAACAACCGAAGAAGUCGACUUCCAACCGCAGUCGUACCCCUUCCACGCCUCGUACUCGGGGGGAUUGGGAAGCGAGGGCGGGCGCGGAUGGGGAGCGGCGUUCUCACCGCUUCUUAGGCGGGACUUCCAAUGCCCGAGCGGCACCGCCAACUGCACGGCGAUCGACCGGCCCGACAGCUGCUGCAGCACGGACGAUACGUGCGUGCUGGUCAAGGACACCGGGUCCGGGGAUGUGGGCUGCUGUCCGAGGGGCAAGACCUGCUCGGGCACCAUCGGCGCCUGUGCCGACGGCUACUCCAGCUGUCCGUCGUCCCUGGGCGGGGGGUGCUGCAUUCCGGGGUAUGCAUGCGUGAGUGGUGGAUGUAUGCGCGUCUUCACCAUCACGGUGACCGUGAGCUCGACCGUCAUGCUGUCCACCUCGACGCAGACCGUCGCCGCCACCACCAAGACGCUCUCCACGGGCGAUCUGAUCCCGCCCGCCCGGCCUACGAGUGUUUCCACGGCCACCAGCUCCAGUACCAGCAAGACUACCGACUCUGCGACCGUGUCGGUCUGUCCGACGGGGUUCUAUGCCUGCUCGGCCUAUUACCAGGGCGGUUGCUGCCGUACAGGCCGCGACUGCGACUCGACCUCCUGUCCCGCGAUCCCCUCGACUACCCUCGCCAGUGACGGGGUCACCAUCGUGAUCCCGGAGGCCACGGCAACGGGGACUGCUACGACCACCACCAGCAGCAGCAGCAGCAGCAGCAGCAGCACGGGCCGGUGCGCGAGUGGGUGGUUCAGCUGCGCGGAUACGGUCGGUGGUGGUUGCUGUCCGACGGGAUACCGGUGCGGCACCAGCUGUACGGCGGUGUCGACAGCCACGGAGACGGUCUCGAAGGAGCAGCCGACGAGUGGGGGAAGUCAGACGGCGAAGAAAGUCGGAGGGAAGACAGGGGUGAGCAUUGUAGCAGUAGUGGUGGCAGGGCUUCUCAACAUGACAUGACGAAUAUGAGUAUAACGAAGAAUCACGACGGUUAAGUGCAAGCAGUUUUCUGGGCCCAUGCGGAUAAAGGUAAAAGUAAUGCAAGCGAUGCGGAUAAGCGAAACUCGAACCAUCCACCAACGGUGACAGGCGCGUAAAAAAGAGCCCCGUGGGGCGAGCGAGCGGGCACGUGCGGGGCGCAUUACUUUACCCGAUCGGGAGCAAUCCCGGUGAAGCCUGAGGAUUUAUGGAGGGAUUGAGGGCCUCCAGCCCCGACCCGCUCCGAUGCCGCCCUUGCAACUCCGACAGUCAACCUCCUCCACAACAACAACUCCUCUUUCUUCUCUUGUCUCUGCCCACCAUCCCUUCUUCUUCCUUUUCCUUUUCUUCUACUUUACCU